AUGGCGGUUACGUUUCAUACUUUCAUAGAGGCAAACCAGUUUGUGGAAACCCUAAUACCUGAGAUUGACUCCUCCUGGGUAGGGAUCAUCCCCGACCAGUCCAUCUUUGAAGUAGGUAUAAUUACGGAUUUUCCCAAGGACUUUAAUAAUCAGGACGUCCUAGAAGGACUUGACUCGCAACCGGCUAAAAUAAUACUCAAAGCGGAAGUUCUCAAAAAGAAAACGAUCUCCUCAGAGGGUGGCGUAACAUGGGAAAGCACAGGAGCUUCUAAAAUCUACUGCAGUACGGAUCUUCCCAAAUCUGUCCACCUUCACUUCAACCUCAGGGAGGUUAAAGAGUUCAUUCCUAAUUGUAAGGUUGAGAGAUGCUUCAAGUGCCAACGUUUCAGACACAUAUACCAGACCUGUCGGCACACGAUCCGAUGCGGGAACUGCGGACAAUCGCACACACAUGAGGACUGUGAUAACUCUCCUAAAUGCGCAAAUUGUGGCGAUCUACAUCAAGCCAGCGAUAAAGUUUGUAUAUUCCACGCAUUCAACCUGAAGCUGAUCAACAUCAAAACCCAACUUGGAAUUGACUUCAAGGAGGCCAAGAACCUUGUCAAGGAGAAUUUCUUAGUGAAAUACAACAUCCUCGUCGAGGAGUCAAAUUUAUUAGCUUCUUCAUCUGAUCUUACGAAUUACUAUAACUCUCUCCUUCCUACUUCUAAGAAAAUUAAUAUAAGGGCCUCUACUCCUGAACAAGAGGUUAAUUUGGAAUCGGAUUCCCCCAACCAGUUCAUUGAACUAUCGUUCCAAGAGGAAAUAAGAAAGUCGGGUUUCGACUAUAUUCAAAAAUUCUCAACGCGUAUGCUGGACCAGCUUUCGGAUAAAUUGGGACCCCAACACAAGGGCUUCCACUCCAAAAGAAUUCAAAUUCCGCAGUUACUGAACCUCUGUGAUAUUCUGUCUAUCUCUGAAACAUUCCUCACGGCCGACUACAAUCUUUGGGUCGGAAUGAAGGGUUUCAACUACGUCAGAAAAGACCGGGAAGCUGGUCGAGGGGGCGGUCUAGUGAUAUACACUCCCGACAGAGUCGAAACCAUCAACCUAUCGAUUAGACUCAACAAUCAAAACCCUAAUAUAAUUAGCUUGUACUUUCCUCCCAAUGUGACUAUUGAUAGGAGAAGUCUUGCAAAAUUCAUAGACGACAUUAGUCUGCUAGAGAACGUCAUCAUAACGGGAGAUUUCAACGCCCACCAUCUUAACUGGGGUAGUGAUCUCAUCAACCACAGGGGCAUACUCCUGGCGGACAUAAUCACCCACUCGAGCCUCAUAAUAGCUAACUCUGGCGAAAGCACAAGAAUUCAUAUCGAGCACAAUAGAAAAAGCGUUCCAGACAUCUCGUUAACAUCCUCAUCUUUAGCUCCCCGUGUAGCAUGGUCCACGUUGAAGGAUUCUCGCCUCAGCCUUCGUUACAUUAACUGGGAUCUCUUCAGGGAGAAUAUGGAGCAACGAGCUUACCAGGACAAUCUCAAUCUCCGGAAUAUCAACGACUCCUACAACUUCUUCAUAGAUUCCAUCAUCUCUGCUGCAAAACAUGCGGGCGCUAUCAUUCCCGAUGACAGAUCUCACAAGCCCCGGAGAACUAACCACUGCAACACUCUCUGGUGGGACAAAGAUUGCAAGAAUAUUCUAUCUUUUCGUAGAGAGGCCAUGAAGAAAUACCUAGCUGACAGCAAUGAUGAAAAUCUAAAUGAGUACUAUGCCAUCGCUAAAAAGGCGUCUCAGACCCUCAAGUCUAAGAGAACUAAGAAUUACAUCGAUUUUUGCAAUAAAAUGAACCCUCACCAGAAAUUAGGGGACAUAUGGAACGGGCUGAAGUGUUUUAAAAACAAAAACCUCAAUGGUUUCCAACCAUCUACCCCUAAUAACCUACACAAUCACAAUAAAGAAGCCUUACGUACCUUAAGAAACAUUUGCCUGCCUCAAUUCAGAAAAACGGAUUUCAAUAUCCAAUACAAUAGGGACUCUUCUCCAAGAUCUAAACAGCUACGAUCUAUUAAAGGAGUUACCGCCCAGAAUAUAGGUUUGUUAACUAAGUAUUUUAACUUGACCCUGGCGUACGGAAUCAUUCCCACAAAAUGGCAAGAACUUAAUAUUGUUCUCAUCCAAAAACCCCACUCUACAAGCUUCAGACCUAUAGCUAUGUCAUCCUGCUUACAAAAGAUCCUUGAGAGAAUCAUCAAUGAUAGGCUUGUUUGGUGGCUAGAGAAUAAGGGAAUCCUCCCCUCCAACUUCGAUGGAUUUAGGAGGGGGAAAUCGUGCCAUGAUUCAAUCAUAAAUCUCCACUUGGAAACCCUAAUUGCGAAACAUCAAGGCUUGACUUCCGGGGUGCUAUUUGUCGAUAUCCAGAGCGCUUACGAUAAUGUCAACUCGGAUUUACUAAUUCAACAUCUGGUAGACCUCAAGAUCCCACAGCACUUAGUUCAAUACGUCUUCAAUUGUUCUAAAAAUAGAAAAAUACAUAGAUACAUUCACAACGAGGAGAUUUUCCAGGGCACCUCUAAUAAGGGUCUGGCGCAGGGUUCAUGUCUCAGUCCCACGCUUUUCAAUAUAUUGUUACUUUUUUCGAAGUAUGAUAUUAGAAUAUUUAAUAAAAGCUACUCCGAAAAUAGGGUCAUGAAGGCUUUGGAGAAAAACCUAAUCCAACUGCAAUCAAAUCUUAAACUUAAUAAGCUAGAAAUUUCGCCAACUAAAACCAAACUGCUUUUUUUCUCCGGGAACAACAAACAUAUUCCACCCAACUCUUGCUAUGUGACUCUUGACAACCAGAAGAUCUUUAAUGGGCUCUAUGCAAUGGGGGUUCACCCCGAAACUAUGCUCAACGUAUACAAAGCCUUGAUCAGACCGGGCCUCGAAUGGGGCAAUUAUCUUCUCCCAGCGGGGAAUCCCAAAAUAUUCCACAAGUUUAAUGUCAUUCAAAACAGCGCGCUGAGAAUGUGCCUGGGUGCACUGAAAACCACCCCCAUUAACACGUUACAUCACCUCAGUGGCAUAGCGAACAUUGGCGGCAGGAUCCAACAACUUACGAAAAGAUUCUUGACGAAAAAAUGCAGUUUUAGGAACAAUUUCACCAUCGGAAAACUGAAAGUCGAAGCCAUGUUAUCGGAUUCGCAAAAUCCCAGACAGAGAGGCAACAGAUCCUCCAUAAUUACUGCGUGCUGGGAACAAAUAAGAUCUAUUGAGAAACUUAUAGAGAAGUCUGACAAAUUAAAUACGUUUAAUAUUAGCUACAGGUCGCAAUUUAGGAAACUGGACAUAAACAUCACGGCCGGUCGUCUACUUCAAAGCUCUACUCACCCGGAACGAGACCUUCAAAAAAUCCUUCGGCAGGAAUAUAAAGACUACGAUCCUAUAUACACGGAUGGUUCAGUGAACCUAGCCAAAAAUGAAUGUGGUCUAGGAGUUUUUCACGAAAAGAAGGAAGCGUUAGCCAUUGCAGAAGCAAUCAAACUAGUUCUUCCAAGGCAAUCGGAAAACAAAAUCGUCAUCUGCUCCGAUUCACUCAGUUGCCUCACCAAACUAAAUCACAUAGGAUUAGACUCUAAUUUGCCUAACACUUUCGCCUUCAUCAAAUCUGAACUGGCUAAGGCCUUUGACAAUGCCCAAAAUAUAAAACUUAUCUGGAUACCUAGCCAUUCGGGAAUCAUAGGUAACGACAUUGCUGAUAGAAUUGCAGUAGCGGCAAGCAAAAAACCAGGCAUACACUACAACCUCAUCCACUCUACUGAUUUAUUCCGUAAAUAUAUGCAGGAAAAAAUCGAAUAUAUGAAAAGUUACAUUAGUGAAUAUGCCUCCGGGCCCUCGGGCAAGGGCAGAGAAUUUAUCACCAACUCUGGACCGUUUAAACUUAAUCCUUUGUUUCGGCAUUCAGGCCUGGAUUGGCGCAGAAUCGGUAUCGUGAACAGGAUAAAGUCGGGCCACACGAAGUGCAAAGCCCACCUCUUCAGAAUGGGAAUAAUUAAUUCCGAAAUGUGCUCGUGCGAAACUAGUCCCCAAACGAUUGAUCAUUUGAUAUGGUUCUGUCCCUGA
Molecule: messenger RNA, 4074 nt
Organism: Athalia rosae (coleseed sawfly)
Lineage: Eukaryota; Metazoa; Arthropoda; Insecta; Hymenoptera; Athaliidae
Exons: 8
Coding region: 1-4074 (1357 amino acids)
Molecular function (GO): nucleic acid binding; RNA-DNA hybrid ribonuclease activity
Source: RefSeq, a predicted model, not a curated record